Messenger RNA from Staurois parvus, 370 nucleotides. The record is from the annotation of a GenBank genome assembly. Lineage: Eukaryota; Metazoa; Chordata; Amphibia; Anura; Ranidae.
AGCGGUGCGCCGUGUCCCUUGGACACAGCGGAUCACCGAUCAACAGAAAGAGCCGAAGAUGUCGGCUCGAUCAUCUGAUCAGCUGUGUCCAAUCACAGCUGAUAGCACUGAUCAUCAGGGCACUGAUGAUCAGUGUAGCCCCAGCAGUGCCACCUGUCAGUGUCCAUCAGUGCCAGCUGUCAGUGCUCAUCCAUGCCACUUGGCAGUGCCCAUCAGUGCCACAUAUCAGUGCCCAUCUGAGCUGCCUUUCAGUGUCACCCAUCAGUGCCACCUAUCAAUGUGCCUGUCUGCCUGUCAGUGCCACCUAUCAGUGCCAUAUAUGAGUGCUGCCUUUCAGUGCCCAUCAGUGAUGCCUAUCGAUUUCCUUCAG